Caenorhabditis remanei is the source of this 1431-nucleotide messenger RNA. RefSeq lists its product as uncharacterized. Gene Ontology annotation, biological process: protein phosphorylation; receptor guanylyl cyclase signaling pathway; intracellular signal transduction. Gene Ontology annotation, molecular function: ATP binding; peptide receptor activity; guanylate cyclase activity. Bases 1 to 1431 code for a protein of 476 amino acids. The transcript has 5 exons. Lineage: Eukaryota; Metazoa; Nematoda; Chromadorea; Rhabditida; Rhabditidae. The record is from RefSeq and is a predicted model, not a curated record.
AUGCGUAACGUAGACCACGACAACCUCUGCAAAUUCAUUGGUCUCUCUUUGGACGCCCCUACUCUCAUCUCGGUUUGGAGGUACUGUUCCCGUGGAUCUCUUCAAGAUGUCAUUGCAAAAGGAUCCCUCCAAAUGGAUUGGUUCUUCAAAUACUCAUUGAUGCGUGACGUGGCAGAAGCCAUUUAUUAUUUACAUCAUUCUCCGAUUGGGCCUCAUGGAUGGUUGAGUUCUUCGACGUGUUUGGUUGAUGAGCGGUGGCAGGUAAAAGUCACCUUCUUCGGGUUAUCUGCCAUCAAACAAUUCGAAGUCAAAGAACAAAAAGACUUCCUCCACACCGCUCCAGAACACAUCCGUGAUGUCCAUCUUCCUAUUACCAAGGAAAUGGAUAUCUACUCAUUCGCAAUUAUCUGUUCUGAACUUAUCACCAAAAAGAGUGCAUGGGAUUUGGAAAAUGAGACGUUUGAUAUAGAGGAGUUGGUGUAUAAGAUCAAAAAAGGAGGACGCAGUCCGCCACGACCAUCUCUUGAAACAGAAGAUGAGCAUAAUGGAAGUAUGUCAUUGUUAGUGAGAGACUGUUGGAAUGAGAAUCCGGAUCAGAGACCGACGAGUGAACAGAUAAAGACACUAAUGAAGAGUAUGAAUCAUAAUAGAUCGAGCAAUUUGAUGGAUCACGUUUUCAAUGUACUGGAACAGUAUGCAUCGAAUUUGGAGGAUGAGGUACAAUCCCGGAUGAAAGAGUUAACCGAGGAGAAGAAGCGAAGCGAUAUUUUGUUGUACAGAAUGCUCCCGAAACAAGUCGCUGAAAAAUUGAAACUCGGUCAAUCAGUGGAACCGGAGACAUUUGACUGUGUCACAAUUUUCUUCUCCGAUGUUGUGUCGUUCACUACAUUGGCCUCCAGGUGUACUCCACUGCAAGUUGUAAACUUGCUCAAUGAUUUGUACACGACUUUUGAUGCAAUUAUUGAGCAGCACGAUGUGUAUAAGGUAGAAACAAUCGGUGACGGUUACCUUUGUGUCUCUGGUCUCCCUCAUCGAAAUGGAAAUGAACAUGCCAAAGAAAUCUCUUCCAUGUCUUUUGCCUUGCUCAAAGCUAUCAAAACCUUCCGAGUACCUCAUUUACCUAAAGAAAGGAUCAACAUCCGUGUGGGUCUUCAUACCGGACCAGUUGUCACUGGAGUUGUUGGAAUGACUAUGCCAAGAUAUUGUUUAUUUGGAGACUCUGUGAAUACUGCAAGUAGAAUGGAGAGUAACGGAAAACCCGGCAGAGUUCACAUCAGUACCGAAUGUAUGAAGUUCUUGACCGAAGUCAUUGGAGGGUAUCAAACAGAGCCAAGAGGAGAAGUUAUUGUCAAAGGAAAAGGAGCUGUUCAAACAUACUGGCUGUUGACCGAUGACGAGAUUGACGCCAAGAACAAUGACCAGUCCAUUUAA